This is a messenger RNA of Arachis duranensis, 5074 nucleotides long. RefSeq lists its product as uncharacterized. Lineage: Eukaryota; Viridiplantae; Streptophyta; Magnoliopsida; Fabales; Fabaceae. Gene Ontology annotation, molecular function: protein binding. The transcript is spliced from 9 exons. Gene Ontology annotation, cellular component: cytoplasm. The record is from RefSeq and is a predicted model, not a curated record. Bases 301 to 4644 code for a protein of 1447 amino acids.
AUCAAUUUGGUUUUGAAAAGAUCUUGUCCCUGAAAAAAUACUAUGAUGAGUCAAAUUGUAUUUUUUUUUUUCAUCUUGUAACCAAUUUUUCCAGAAGAAAAUUGACCCAAUAUUAUUUAUUAAUGGAUAUAAAAAUGCUGUGCUGGCAGUGCAGCUUCUGCUUGGGAGGAUUGAGUGAGUCGGAAUCCAGUAUCGAGAACCUCCGUAUUCCAUUAAUCGCAUUUCUCAGUGACAGUAUGUAUUUCUGAAAUGGGACUAAGCUGAAAGGAGAUACCAAGUCACCAUUUGUUCGAUUUAUCAAUGAAGUGCCGAUCGGUGGCUUGCAUUUGGUCUGGCACCCCCUUCCCCCACCGUGUCACCGCCGUCGCCGCCUUCUCCUCCCCGCCCUCCCUCUUCACCUCCGGAUCCGAUGGCUCCAUCAUCUGGUGGUCCAUUUCCCCCCAAGUUAAAGCAGUGGCCCUCUUGUGCGGUCACGCAGCUUCCAUCACUGAUCUCAGCACUUGCAGCCCUCUUCCCGUCGAAGAAGAAGCCGCUGCCGCCGAUCAUGGUGAUGCUGGUGGUGGUGAACGUGGUUCGAGUGAUUUAGCGGUGAAUUGUAGUUCAAGUAGUAAUUUUAGUAGCGCCUUGGUAAGCGCUUGUUCUGAUGGGUUCUUGUGUGUUUGGAGUAAAAGCAGUGGACAUUGCCGUUGCCGGAGGAAACUGCCACCUUGGGUCGGAACACCGCGCAUCAUUCGGCCGUUGCCCUCGAGGUCGAGAUAUGUGUGCAUUGCUUGUUCCUACAUGGAACAAUCUGUGGAGGGAAAUGAAGAGACUCACCCCAGGAAGCCUUCUAAAUGUACCAUUGUUGUUGUAGACACGUACUCGCUUUCCAUUACUCAGACUUUGUUUCAUGGGAAUUUAUCUAUCGGCCCAGUUAGGUUUAUGGCUUUAGUGUUAGGUGAUAGUGAUGAAAAGGGGUAUUCUGUACUUGUGGCUGAUUCUGCUGGCAAAAGGCAAAUGGUUUCGAUAUCAGAUGACCCCCUUGAACGUGGGGAACCACACAAGGAAACAUCUCAGUUGGAGAGUUCUUUUUACUCUGACGGAUUGAGUGGUGUGGAUCGUGUUGUUUCAGUUUUAACUUACAGGGGUAUUGUUGCUUAUGUGCUGGAAAGUCGCUGUGAAUUCAAGUUAUUGUCAAAUGAUACUACCAUUGGAGAGGUUUCCUUUGACAGCAAUCUGAUCUGUUUAGACGGGCAUUUGAAUCAAACACAUAUUGUGGGUGGCCUUUUUCUUGAAAGUGAUGAUGCAGGGAAUUCAGUCAAUUUUGUUGAAAGCAGCAACUUGAUAUCAGUAACUUUUGUUGUUUGGAAUAAUAUAGGGUCUGCAGUUAUCUAUAAGAUAAUGAAUCAGAAUGAUGUUUUUCAAUGUGAACCUCAUUCUGAGAUUCCUGCUACUCCUUGUCAACCUGAUAUGAGAUUAUCUGUUAUUUUCCUACAAAUAAAUCAUUAUCUUGUCUGCAUCAAGUCAAUUUGCUUUCAUUUUGAGGAACCAUUGCUAUGGAGACCACAUGUCACAGUCUGGUCGCUGCAUAGUUUUGAUGAUAAGCCUGGUAAAUUAUACCGUCAAUGCAGGAUGAUCAGUGAUGGUGAAUCUUUCGUGCACUGUUUUGGGAAGUCUACUCAGCUUGAAGGACAGGAUAGUCUAGAGACUAAAUCUUUUGAUCAAAAUCAAAGUUCAGAAGAUAUAAACACCAUUCAUGUUGAUAACAUUAGUGAUUAUUGGUCUAACAAGGGAAAGAUGGUCUCUUCUUCCAUGAUUAUCUCUGAGAACCUCUUCACUCCUUAUGCUGUUGUAUAUGGUUUUGUAAGCGGAGAAAUAGAGCUUCUAAGAUUUGAUCUGUUUCAAGGCAUUUGCUUUAAUGAUGCAAGUUCCAAUCCUGAUGAAAAGUCUAUCACAUGCAAGCCGCACUUUUCAGGACAUACAGGCGCUGUACUUUGUUUGGCAGCACACCAAAUGAUGGGUAAUGCCAAUGGCCAAAAUCUAAAACGGGUUUUGGUGUCUGGAAGUGCGGAUUGUACAAUUCGUAUAUGGGAUCUUGACACUAGCCGUCUUAUUAUGGUAAUGCAUCAUCACGUGGCUCCAUUACGUCAAAUUAUUCUUCCCCCAUCUUUGACCGGACAUCCUUGGAGUGACUGCUUCCUCUCAGUUGGAGAGGAUGCAUGUGUAGCUCUUGUUUCUAUAGAGACUCUGCGGGUGGAGAGAAUGUUUCCUGGACAUGUGAACUAUCCAUCAAAAGUUGUAUGGGAUGGAUCAAGAGGUUAUAUUGCCUGUCUCUGUCAAACACAUUGUGGAACUUCUGAUGCUACUGAUGUGUUGUACAUUUGGGAUGUAAAGACAGGUUCCCGCGAGCGAGUCCUGCGUGGGACAGCUGCGCAUUCAAUGUUUAGUCACUUUUGUAAAAACAUUAGCAUGAAUUCCAUAUCUGGCAAAUUGCUGAAUGGAAAUACAUCAGUUUCUUCUUUACUUCUUCCGGUAAUUGAUGAUGCAAGGCUCUCUAAUUCCCCUGUCAACCUGUCAGAGAACUCACUCACUUCUUCAAAGUCAUCACCAAAUAUUUCAAACAUGACUGAGUUGAAUUAUUCCAGAAGAAAUGGAGGUAAAGGAAAUUCACCAAGGCCAACUUCAUCUUCUCUGUUUAAUCUCUGGGGUAACAAGCUUCCUGUCAAAUGCGCAUGCCCUUUUCCUGGCGUUGUGUCUCUGAGUUUUGAUCUUGCCUCACUGAUGCUCUCUUAUUGGGGGAAUGAAUUCAUGGAAAAUGGUAAUUACAAUUUGAAGAAGCAAGAAGUUCAGGAUCAAAAUUCUGGCGACCAGUAUGAAGAAUACUUGCUUCGAUAUAGCCUGUCUAUUUUACAUUUGUGGAGUGUAGACAGUGACCUUGAUAACUUGCUGAUAAGUGACAUGAAGCUGAGGAAACCAGAGAAUUUUAUAGUAGGUUCAGGUCUACAGGGGGAUAAAGGAUCAUUGACAUUGACCUUUCCUGGUCUGAGUGCUACUCUAGAGCUCUGGAAAUCGUCAUCUGAGUUUUGUGCAAUGAGAUCAUUGACAAUGGUAUCCCUUGCCCAACGUCUGGUUAGCUUAUCUCACUCUGGCUCAGCAGCAAGCAGUGCUUUAGCAGCAUUCUAUACCCGCAAUUUCAUGGAAAAGUUUUCAGAUAUGAAGCCACCUUCAUUACAGCUUCUGGUGGCCUUUUGGCAAGAUGAGAGUGAACAUGUGCGCUUAGCAGCACGCUCUAUAUUUCAUUGUGCUGCCUCUCAUGCUAUUCCACUACCUCUAUGCAAUACAAAACCACCUGAGUCAACUAAGACAAGCUCCCAAUCUGGAAGUAGAGGCAAAAGCAUAUCUCCUAGGUCAGAAAAACAAGGAAUUUCCCAUGAUGAAGAAUCCAAUAUAGUUGCUUGGUUGGAAUCAUUUGAAGUGCAAGAUUGGAUUUCUUGUGUUGGGGGAACAAGUCAAGAUGCUAUGACAUCUCACAUAAUUGUUGCUGCUGCAUUGGCUAUCUGGUAUCCUAGUCUUGUAAAGCCAAGUCUUGCCUCCUUAGUUGUUCAUCCAUUGAUGAAGUUGGCUAUGGCCAUGAAUGAGAAAUUUAGCUCCACUGCGGCUGAGCUACUUGCAGAGGGCAUGGAGAGUACAUGGAAAGGAUGUAUGGCCUCUGAGAUACCUCAUCUGAUUGUGGAUAUUUUUUUCCAAGUAGAGUUGAGUGGUCCAACUGCCAAAGAAAUUCCAGCUUCAUCAUUUGCUAUUAAAAAGACUUUGGUUGAAGUUCUUCUUCCAAGUUUAGCUAUGGUUGAUAUACCAGGUUUUUUGUCUGUAAUAGAGAGACAGAUUUGGUCUACUGCAUCUGAUUCGUCUGUCCACUUGGUGUCCCUCUUGACUCUUAUAAGGAUUAUGCGUGGUUCUCCAAGAAACUUGGCUCAAUACCUUGACAAGGUGGUAAACUUCAUUUUACAUACUGUAGAUCCUAGCAACUCAGUUAUGCGGAAAGCAUGUUACCAGACUUCAAUGACAACUUUAAAGGAGGUUGUACGUGUGUAUCCUAUGGUUGCUGUCAAUGAUUCAUGGACCAAACUUGCAGUUGGGGAUGUGAUUGGUGAAAUUAGCAGCUCAAGCAUUAGGGUCUAUGAUAUGCAAAGUGUGACAAUGAUAAAGGUUUUGGAUGCAAGUGGGCCUCCUGGACUUCCAAGUUUGCUCACACCAGCAUCAGGAACAAUGUUAACUGCUGCAAUUUCAGCUCUUAGCUUUUCUCCUGAUGGAGAGGGGCUAGUUGCUUUCUCUGAACAUGGGCUAAUGAUUAGAUGGUGGUCACUAGGAUCUGUCUGGUGGGAGAAACUGAGCCGGAACUUUAUUCCUGUCCAGUGCACCAAACUUAUAUUUGUUCCGCCGUGGGAGGGAUUCUCACCUAAUUCAUCCAGGUCAAGCAUAAUCGCCAACAUUUUGGAAAAUGACAGGAAGCUGAGUGUUCUGGACAAUGCUAGGGAUUCAAAUCACGGGGACAGUAUGAAACAAUUGCUUCAUAAUCUGGACCUUACUUAUAGGCUAGAAUGGGUAGGUGAUAGGAAAAUACUCCUUACAAGACAUGGCCAGGAAUUGGGCACUUUUCAGUUAUAAGCAGCAAGUAGCGAUGAUUCUCCAAAAUUCUUGGUCGAAAUUCUCCGUGAAAUGUCCAGCUGAUUGCAAUAGCGUCGGAAGAUAUUCUUAUUUCCUCGUGUUGAGUACAUUCAUCGGAGCGCUUACAACUUGAAACUCGAAAACCGGCACAGCAGAUGGGUCCAAAGAGCACUACAGUUAGGGACCAAAUAAUCGCGUGUGUGGUUAUGGAUUUCAAAAUGAAUAACCACUAUGACUAUUUGGUCGCUAAGCCAAAGUAAAUGGUUCUACGAGCCCCAAAAGAUUAGGAAAUAGAAAAGGGGUAUUGAUAUUUUGUUACGGAAAUUACACUGAUGUCUCCACAAUUUUGCGGAAGUGUUUUUAUUCUUAGAAUCUUUGUACAGGACACCGGCUUAUACAAAAUACAAAAUACCAGUGACAUUGAGUCCUC